Camelina sativa (false flax) is the source of this 1127-nucleotide messenger RNA. The record is from RefSeq and is a predicted model, not a curated record. Lineage: Eukaryota; Viridiplantae; Streptophyta; Magnoliopsida; Brassicales; Brassicaceae.
UCUCAGGGAAAAGAAAAAAAAAAACGAAAGGGAUCGAUCUCUCUCUCUAUCUAUCUAAUUGGCGCCCCUUUACUAAUUACCCUUUUGUUCCAAUCUUCGGAUUAUUUUCAAAUCGAUUAAAAAGAAAGUAAGAAACUGAGAUCCCUACAAAACGAAUCCUCUCACACACACCACUGUUCACGAAUUCCUUUUCCUUCGCUCCGAGAUCCACAGAUUCGUUACCUCUGUUUCUUAAGAUUACAAUGGCGACGAGAAGACGUACUUUGCUUAAGGUCAUUGUCCUCGGAGACAGUGGGUACAUGUGUCUCCUUAAUUGGGUGAAUUUUUUUAGAUAUGUGCAUAAGAAGUUUAGUUUGCAGUAUAAAGCAACGAUUGGUGCUGAUUUUGUAACCAAGGAGCUUCAGAUUGGGGAAAAGCUUGUUACUUUACAGAUUUGGGAUACUGCUGGACAAGAAAGAUUCCAGAGUCUUGGUGCUGCUUUUUACAGAGGAGCAGAUUGUUGUGCUUUGGUUUAUGAUGUUAAUGUGUUGAAGUCUUUUGACAAUCUUGAAACUUGGCAUGAGGAGUUUCUUAAACAGGCAAGUCCGUCGGAUCCAAAGACAUUUCCGUUUAUAGUGCUUGGAAACAAGGUUGACGUUGAUGGAGGGAGCAGUAGAGUGGUCUCUGUGAAGAAAGCAGCUGACUGGUGUGCUUCAAAUGGUAACAUACCCUAUUUCGAGACAUCAGCAAAAGAGGACUUCAAUGUUGAUGAGGCAUUCUUAACCAUUGCCAAAACCGCCCUUGCGAACGAACAUGAACAAGAUAUAUACUUCCAAGGCAUACCAGAUACAGUGACUGAAAACGAGCCAAAAAGCGGUGGUUGUGCUUGCUGAACCGCAGAUCUGAGGAUUCAUUUACAUUCGUUUUUUUUUAUGCAUUCGUUGAAGGUUGGUGGACUCUUGAGUUGCAGAACGAUAGUAGCAAUUUUUUUUGCCAUUCCAUCAUAUAUUAAUUGAUUGGAGGAGUCUCUGUAUGAUCUAUCGAUUUUGCUGGAUAAAAAACUGUUAUCUUUGGAAGAAGAACCAUUAUUGCUCUUAUAUGCCACUCUAUUUAAGUUUGGUGUCACUCAUUUGUGGCUUACUGGCUUA